Molecule: messenger RNA, 1581 nt
Organism: Cordyceps militaris CM01
Lineage: Eukaryota; Fungi; Ascomycota; Sordariomycetes; Hypocreales; Cordycipitaceae
Product: NTF2 and RRM domain protein
Exons: 3
Coding region: 1-1581 (526 amino acids)
Biological process (GO): protein deubiquitination; ribophagy
Cellular component (GO): Ubp3-Bre5 deubiquitination complex; ribonucleoprotein complex; cytosol
Molecular function (GO): mRNA binding
Source: RefSeq, a predicted model, not a curated record
AUGGCCACCAACGGCAGCUUCGCUCAGCAGGACCAGCACAAGGCCCCUGCCGACCAGUUCUCCUCCCCCAGCGAUAACAGCAACCUGGCUAAAGAUGAGGUCGGCUGGUACUUUGUCGAGCAGUACUACACAACCCUGAGCAAGUCUCCUGAGAAGCUUCACCAAACGAUCUCAGUUGGUCUGCGGCCAGGAAGCCGAGGUCUCCAACGUCUCUGUCGGUCGUCAGGUAUGCAGCUCUUCCUCUCGCCGUUGCAAUACAGCUCGCGCGAGAACAACUCGACUAAUCCGGCAUUGCGCCUACAGGCUAUCCAAGAACGUCUCAAGUCCCUUGAUUUCCAGGACUGCAAGGUCCGCGUCUCCAACGUCGACUCCCAGUCUUCCGACGAAAGCAUUGUCAUCCAGGUCAUCGGCGAAACCUCCAACAAGGGAGCUGAGCCCAGAAAGUUUGUCCAAACCUUUGUUCUUGCCCAGCAGCCCUCUGGAUACUUCGUUCUCAACGACAUUCUGCGAUAUAUCGAGGAGGAGGAGGAAACCCCGGCCGAGGAGGCUCAGGAAGAGCCUAUCGCUGUCGCCGCGGCCGAAGCUCCCGAGACCGCUCCCGAACCUGCCGUCGAGGAGCCUCCCGUUGAGAAGAAGCUCAUCUCUGAGGUUGCUGAAAAGGCUCCCAUCAACGGCGAGCACGUCGAGACCGCGACCGAGGCCGAGACCGAGCCUGAGACCAAGGUUGAGGCUCCUGCUACCCCUGCCGUUGAGCCUAUUGUCGAGGAGGUGGCUCAGGAAGUCGUCAAGGAGGAGGAGAAGCCCAAGGAGCCUGCCCCGACCCCUGCCAAGGUCGAGACCCCUGCUCCCGAACCUGCCGGCCCCCCCAAGCCCAUGACUUGGGCUAGCCGUGCUGCUGCCGCCGCGGGACCCCGUCCGGUUGUCCCGCUGCCCAAGACCGCUACUCCUCCGGCCACGAACCAGAGCCGUGCCCCCGCUCCCGCCGCCGCCCCUGUCCCUGCACCAGCUCCGGCACCGGCUCCGGUCGCUAAUGCUACUGCUCCGGCCGUUGCCCCUCCCGCUGCCGCUGAGACUGGUCCCAAGGAAGUCUCCGGCUGGCAGACGGCUGGUGCUGACUCCAAGCGUCAGAACCGACCCCAACCCGUCUCUGCUGCCGCCGGCACUGAAAAGGAGGGCACCAUGGGCUACGUGAAGUACGUGACUGAUAAGGUUCAGGAUGCUGACCUUCGCGCUGCCCUUGCCGCCCAUGGUGAGCUAAGCUACUUUGAUAUCAACCGCCAGAAGAACUGUGCUUUUGUCGAGUAUAAGACACUCGAGGGCUACCAGACUGCCGUCUCCAGCAACCCUCACACUGUUAAUGGCGAGAACAUCGUCGUUGAGCCUCGUCGCCCCAAGGUUACCGGCCACAACGGCGGCGCUAGCUUCGGUGCCGGUCGCGGCAACGGCGCUCCUCGUGGCCGUGGUGGCUUCGACGGCCGCAACGGCGGUCAGGGUAAUACCCGUGGCAACUUUGGUGGCCAGAACCGUGGCCGUGGCGGCGCUGCUCGCGGUCGUGGCGGUGCACAAGCCGCCCACGUCUAA